Molecule: messenger RNA, 728 nt
Organism: Cylicostephanus goldi
Lineage: Eukaryota; Metazoa; Nematoda; Chromadorea; Rhabditida; Strongylidae
Source: the annotation of a GenBank genome assembly
AUGAAGGGCAUGAAAUGCACUACUAUUCAUUUCAACGUCAAUGGAAAAUAUAUUCACGCAGAUCAUGUGGAUCCUGAGACGACAUUGGCUCAUUAUCUGAGGAACGAGCUGGGUCUGACGGGAACCAAACUCGCAUGUGAAGAAGGUGCAUGUGGUGCUUGCACGGUUACAAUAGGAAAGUGGGAUCGCACUCUGAACAGAGCUAUAUACGUAGCUGUGAAUGCCUGCUUAUACCCCCUAUAUAUGGCACAUCACCGGCUUGUCCUAACAGUGGAAGCAAUAGGAAAUGUGAAAAAAUUACAUCCCGUCCAAGAACGCAUUGCACGAGGACAUGGAACUCAGUGUGGAUUUUGCUCGCCAGGAUUUGUCAUGUCUGCGUACACUCUUUUGCGGAACAAUCCUAGUCCAUCUAUCCGCGAAAUAAAUCAGGCGAUAAAAGGAAAUCUAUGCCGAUGUACUGGCUAUCGUCCAAUAAUUGAAGCUUUGCAAUCGUUCUCGCCCAGUGGUUGUUGUCAGGGAUCUGGUGUGAGUGUUUCUACUCUUGACACCUCGUGUACAGGUAAAUGUCCCUGCAAAGAACAAAGCAAUGGUUUGGAUCGAGAGAAGCUCAUUACCUUUGAUGAUUUCCCGAAACUCGACGAGUCACAAGAAAUAGUAUUUCCAUCAAAAUUUAUUGUGAGUGCUUUCUUAAAGACGCUUAGCGAAAAACUGGUACAGACUGUUUAGAU